AUGCGUGCAGUCUCUUAUGGCCUCGGAUCCCUGCUUAGGCCGAGCGCAAGUGGGAGCGUUGCCAGAGCUCAAGCUACCCUCAGGACCUUGACAACAGCAUCAAGCACGGCUCGAACAACCAGGAAUGCAACACCUCCUGCGUCGUCAGCAAGUAGAAACAUCGUGCGACGUCAGUUUACGAGUACACCGGCCAGACUAUCGGAUCCGAGCGCUGCAGAUGCCCCGUCGAUUCCGCCGCCUCUCAAAGGCAUUCGGAUCGUCGACUUGACGCGCGUGCUUGCAGGCCCUUACUGCACCAUGUUGCUGGCCGACCUGGGUGCAGAUGUGAUCAAAGUGGAACAUCCAAAGGGCGGAGACGACACACGAGCAUGGCUUCCGCCCUUUGCUCAGCCUCCGACGGGUAAGGACGCGCUGAAGCCGCCGCCAGGAAAAGAAGAUUACUGGGCAUCGCUGCCCCCCGAAUCGGCGUACUUUCUCAGCGUCAAUCGAUCCAAGCGAUCCAUCACGGUCGAUCUCAAGUCGCCAGCCGGCAAGAAGAUCAUCUACGAUCUCGUCGCCAAAGCCGACGUUGUGGUGGAGAACUACCUGCCAGGCAAGCUGGCCAGCAUGGGUCUCGGAUACGAAGACUUAAAAAAGGUCAAACCGGACAUCAUCUAUGCCAGUCUCACAGGCUACGGACAGACUGGAUCGUAUCGAGACAAGGCAGGCUACGAUGUGAUCAUCGCUGCGGACGCGGGUAUGAUGCACAUCACGGGCGAAGCGGAUCGACCUCCCGUCAAGAUCGGCGUUGCCAUGACCGACUUGACCACGGGUCUGUACGUCCACGGCGCCAUCAUGGCGGCGCUGCUGGGACGCGCACAGACGGGCAAAGGCGUCCACAUCGACGCGAGCCUCUUCGAGUCGCAGAUUGCAUCGCUGGCCAACAUUGCGUCCAACUACCUCAUCGCUGGGCAGGAAGCUGGACGACACGGCGACAAGCACCCGUCCAUCGUACCUUACCAGACGUUCCAAGCCAAAGAUGGUCGCAUCAUGCUCGGUGCCGGCAACGACGGUCAGUUCCGAUUCCUGUGUAACCUGCUGGAGCGACCGGAGCUGUCGACCGACGAAAAGUACUCCACCAAUGCGGCCCGCGUGGCCAAUCGCGAUACGCUCAUCACGCUCCUGGACGAGCUGCUGCAGCAAAGGACGGUGCAGGAGUGGUGCGAUCUCAUCAACGGCAAGAUCCCAGCCGCACCCAUUCGAAACAUCAGGGGCACGUUUGACGAACAUCCGCAGAGCAAGGAUAGAAAGGUGGUGGCAGAGGUGGAGCAUCCCCGAGCGGGAAAGAUCAAGAUCGUGGCACCGGCGGUGAGGUAUGGCGACGGCAAGAUGAAGAUCACGAGGCCUCCGCCGGUGCUGGGUCAGCAUACGGAUGAGGUGUUGACGCAGGAGUUGGGCAUGUCGGAGGACGAGGUUGCGGAGUUGCGCAAGGCUGGAUCUAUUGGGCCGUGA
Messenger RNA from Pseudozyma hubeiensis SY62, 1491 nucleotides. RefSeq lists its product as hypothetical. The transcript has a single exon. The record is from RefSeq and is a predicted model, not a curated record. Lineage: Eukaryota; Fungi; Basidiomycota; Ustilaginomycetes; Ustilaginales; Ustilaginaceae. Bases 1 to 1491 code for a protein of 496 amino acids. Gene Ontology annotation, molecular function: catalytic activity.